Molecule: messenger RNA, 2307 nt
Organism: Haemonchus placei
Lineage: Eukaryota; Metazoa; Nematoda; Chromadorea; Rhabditida; Trichostrongylidae
Source: the annotation of a GenBank genome assembly
AUGCUAAGUCCAGACAAACACCUGGAUCUUGAAUACGAUCGACCUCUAGGGAAAACAACAAAGGGCAUACUCAAAAAGUGCAAAGCUCUUAACACUGCUAACAAGGGAUAUCUUCUUCUGAGAAUAUAUCUUUUCCAUUCGAACUGCUCAUGGGUUACCGUUCUCAUUCAUGAACUAAACAAUGUUCCAAUAAACCAAGCUAUGAGGAAGUCAAAACGUGAUCAGUAUGUAUUUCUGCCGAUAACAGUCGAUGGUUUCUACCUGGCACUUCUGGGCGUCUCCACAGCCGUCUGCUCCUUAGCCAUGGACUUUGCUAUCGAGCAAUUACAACAAUAUGUAGGGCACAUUUUAACGUACAACUGGGCUGAUGUGAUCGAAUCGGGCCAUAAUCAUCAUGCUUACACAUUUAUCGUCUGGAGUGGUUACGCUGUUAUUCUGGUCACGUCGUCGGCCAUUUUUGCUCACUAUUUUUCUCCACAAGCCAUAGGUUCGGGAAUCCCAGAAAUGAAGACAAUUUUACGAGGAUUUAUGCUCAAAGAAUAUUUGUCAUUCCGCACACUCAUUUCCAAAAUGAUCGGUUUAACUUUAUCACUUGGAAGUGGACUUCCGCUAGGUAAAGAGGGACCUUUCGUCCAUGUUGCAUCGGCGUUGGCCAGCCAAGUAUCACGAUUUUUGACUGGCGUGCAGGGCGCCUACGAGAACGAGUCAAUGUCUCAUGAACUGCUCGCUGCUGGUUGUGCUGUCGGUGUCGCCUGCACUUUUAGCUCUCCCAUUGGAGGUGUGCUGUUCUCAAUAGAAGUAACAUCGGCUUAUUUUGCUGUAAGGAAUUAUUGGAGAGGAUUUUUUGCUGCUAUAUGUGCUGCAACGACUUUCCGAAUAGUACGGCUUGUUGUAAAAGCCUCAGAAAUUACGGUAUCAGCUUACUACCAAACUCGUUUUCCUGAGGAUGCCUUCCUUCCAGAAGAGAUUCCGGUCUUCGGAUUGAUUGGGUUGACCAGUGGUCUGGCAGGAGCACUCUUUAUCAAAUGCCAUCGAGCACUCGUUAUUUGGCUGCACAACUCAUCCAUUGGACGGGCUCUGACCCAACGAAACUGGUUAUUGUAUCCGGUCAUUGUAUCUUUCAUAGUCUCAGCAAUCACAUAUCCCAAAGGAGCUGGUCAGUUUCUUUCAGGAAAGUUCGUACUAUCGAUAGUAUCGUCGACACUUCCAAUACCUGCCGGUAUAUUCAUGCCUGUAUUCGUAAUAGGAGCUUCAUUUGGUCGUCUUAUGGGUGAAUCAAUGGCCGUACUAUUUCCCGAAGGAAUACGAUCAAAUUAUUCCGCCGAAAUCCAUCCUGGGGUGUACGCAGUUGUAGGUGCUGCUGCAUUUUGUGGAUCGGUUACACAUACGAUUUCGGUGGCAGUGAUCGUAUUUGAACUCACCGGUCAGCUGAUGCAUAUCCUUCCCGUUAUGAUAGCAGUUGUUGUGGGAAAUGUUGUCUGUUCAUACUUCCAACCAUCAAUUUAUGACAGUAUUAUCAUGACCAAAGCGCUACCAUAUAUUCCAGAUGUAUCUCACUGUUCUCAUGAUUUCCAUUCGGUCGUUGCUGAAAAUAUAAUGGUAUCUGAUGUGAAAUUUAUUUGGAAAGAUAUGACUUAUUGUGAAUUGAAGGAGGUCGUUGAUGGAAAUAGCGAAAUACGAGCAUUCCCCACUCGAAUUCUUCUUGGAUCCGUCGCUAGGAAGACCCUAUGCUUAUUGAUCGAGAGUAAGAUAGGAGAACGAGCUCGUCAUUUAGAAGCAGUUCGUCGUGCUCGAGUUCUUUCGCAAGAUUCUCGAGAGGAGUCAAGUCACUCCAUGGAAUUCCAUCACGGUGAAAAGGAUAUGAGAAAGGAGCUUUUAUCAAGAAGAGACAGUGAUCGAACGGCUGCUAAAACCGAUAGGGAAGGAUUACCAGCAAUGUCGUCACCUCAUCCCAUUCAGAGGAACGCCUCUCACAGGGAUUCGUUGAGCGAACAUCUUGAGAACAUUGAAUCUGUACUCGAACUUUCUGAGGGAAGUCGGUGUUUUGGAGUCAAUAUAAAUCCACUUACAUUUCGAUUUUAUACACGUGCUACUUGGGAAGCCGAGCAAUUGUCAUGUUCGCUGGAUCUGCAAGCGAUUCAUAUCGAUUCGGCACCGUUCCAGCUAGUCGAGAACACUUCAAUUUUCAAGAUUCAUUCGGUGUUCUCAUUGCUGGGUCUCCGGCGAGCAUAUGUGACAAAGCUCGGUCGUCUAGUCGGAGUGGUGUCUUUGAGGGAGGUACGUCUGCUUUUCGAGGAAACUCUAUAA